Cornus florida is the source of this 1185-nucleotide messenger RNA. Its product is annotated as zinc finger BED domain-containing protein RICESLEEPER 2-like. The transcript has 3 exons. The coding region runs from base 1 to 1185 and encodes 394 amino acids. NCBI's taxonomy places the organism in Eukaryota, Viridiplantae, Streptophyta, Magnoliopsida, Cornales, Cornaceae. Gene Ontology annotation, molecular function: DNA binding. The record is from RefSeq and is a predicted model, not a curated record.
AUGUUAGAUUGGAAUUUUGAUAGAAAUGUGUCCACCAUUACCUUAGAUAAUUGCAUCACAAAUGAUGCCAUCAUUGAUUCUAACUUAGACAAGGUUGAUUCAAGUACAUUUUUACUUGAUGGGAAGAUUCUUCACAUGAGAUGUUGUGCACACAUCUUGAACUUGAUUGUGAAAGAUGGGUUAGAAGAAAUGGGGGAUGGAAUUGAAAGGAUACGUGAUAGUGUGUAUUUUUGGACUGCAACACCAAGUAGACAUGAAAAAUUUGAAGAGGCAGCUCGCCAAUUGAAGAUUCCAUAUAAGAAAAAGUUAGCCACGGAUUGUAAAACCCGUUGGAACUCAGCAUAUCUUAUGCUUCAAGUCGCUUUAAUGUAUAAAGAUGUGUUUCCACCGGCAAAGCAACGCGAUAGGCUUUACACUAAUGUUCCAACUAAUAAAGAUUGGGAAAGGGGGAAAGAAAUUUGUGCGAAGUUGAAAUUAUCCCACUCUGCUACAGAGUUGUUUUCAAGGUCUUCUUAUCCUACUUCAAAUUUUUAUUUCCAAAAAGUUUGUGAAAUCAAAAUUGCAUUGUCUACUUGGCUUGAAAGUCCACUUGAGAUCAUUAGAGUGAUGGCAUCAAAAAUGUUAGUUAAAUAUGAGAAAUAUUGGAAUGUUUGUCAUGAGGUGAUGGCGGUGGCGAUGGUUUUAGAUCCACGAUACAAGAUGAAGCUAGUUGAAUAUUAUUUUAAUAAAAUUUAUGGAAAAGAAGCAUUGGUUGAAGUUCAAAGAGUUCAACAAAUUUGUGUUGAUUUACUUUUCGAGUACCAAAACAAGUCAAGCUCAAAUAAAAGUAUGGUAGGUGGUUCAUCUUCCAAUAUUACUUCUCUUGAUGAAGAAAUGGAAGUUGCGGAGGAUGAUGAUAUGAUGACUCGGACGAAUUCACUCAACCCGAACAUCCUCAUUGCAUUAAGAGACCCAGAAUGUGGCGAUGCAUAUGGCUACAACUCGGCAAUUCCAUCUGGUUCUGUCAAUAUUGGUUCAUCUCAUAUCCCAUUUUUAACUGGUGAUAAUUAUUCGGAUUGGAAGGAGAAAAUCCUUCUAACAUUGGGGUGCAUGGACAUUGAUUUGGCACUUCGUGUGGAUGAACCACCCAUCCCCACGGAAUCAAGUAAGCCAAGUGAAAAAGGCUCUUAUGAGAGGUGGGAGUGA